AUGGGUGGACCGGAAAGCGAAAACGACGACUUCAAGUUCGUCAUGACUUGCCUAAAGCAUACUUCAGAGAAGCUGCCCAAGCCGAACUUCGAUGAGGUCGCUAAAGAGCUUGGUGCGAAGAACGCGACUGCCUGCUACAAACGCCACUGGGCUAUCCUCAGGAAGUGGGGUCUGGCUGGUAACAGUGGCAAGGGUCGCAAGCCUGCUGGAGACACCACCGCGAAGACCACCACCGCCGGCCAAAAGCGCAAGGCCCAGAACGACGACGGCGGCGGGGACGACAAACCACCGGCCAAGAAGGGUAAAGCAACUCCGAUGAAGAAGACCGCUCCUGUCAAGGUGAAGGCAGAGGAGACUGAAGAAGAUGCUCACGAAGGAGAUGCUGAAGUCAAGGAGGCAGAGCCAGAAGAAGACGAGCACUGA
Messenger RNA from Cladophialophora carrionii CBS 160.54, 423 nucleotides. RefSeq lists its product as uncharacterized. The record is from RefSeq and is a predicted model, not a curated record. The transcript is spliced from 2 exons. Lineage: Eukaryota; Fungi; Ascomycota; Eurotiomycetes; Chaetothyriales; Herpotrichiellaceae. Bases 1 to 423 code for a protein of 140 amino acids.